AUGAAGUUUCUAGUCCUUUCCAGCCUGCUCUGCAUCCUACUUCUCAUCUUCUCUGUGGAAGGUCACUAUGUGAGGCCCUGCAGACCGUGCAAGCCUAAGCCAAAUAACCCUCACCACUGGGUGGUACCUGGGGCACUCCCACAGGUAUAG
Messenger RNA from Ochotona curzoniae (black-lipped pika), 150 nucleotides. RefSeq names its product chromosome unknown C10orf99 homolog (gene GPR15LG). NCBI's taxonomy places the organism in Eukaryota, Metazoa, Chordata, Mammalia, Lagomorpha, Ochotonidae. Gene Ontology annotation, molecular function: G protein-coupled receptor binding. The record is from RefSeq and is a predicted model, not a curated record. The coding region runs from base 1 to 150 and encodes 49 amino acids. The transcript is spliced from 2 exons.